Molecule: messenger RNA, 2609 nt
Organism: Entrophospora candida
Lineage: Eukaryota; Fungi; Glomeromycota; Glomeromycetes; Entrophosporales; Entrophosporaceae
Source: the annotation of a GenBank genome assembly
AAUUAGGAAAAACUAAAAUUCAGGCCAAAGAUAGUUGCAAUUGGAUGAAAGAAGAUGUCAUAAGAAGACAUGGUAGAUCAAUUGCACAUUUAGUUGGUAGAGAAGCAUUAGGUAUAAGCAACACGCAUAAUAUUUAUUAUUUGACAAAGCAUAAUCAUACUUUAAUACCUUUCCUGAUUUAUGCCAAUUUAAGAGAAAAUGAUAACUCUACAUUUAUUGAACCACUGAUGGUUGAAUUGUUUGAAUUGUUGAUGGUUCAAAUCGAAUUAUCAAAUAUUCAAAUCAAAAAAAUUUUUGAUUAUGGUUCAAAAUCAGUUGCAGAGAAACCAUCUCUUGCAGAAUCAAUAUCAAAAAUUUUAGCACCUAAUGGACAAUGUAAUACAAGAAAAUCAAUUACACCAGUUCAUGAAUAUACAAGUGAAUUCCAUGGUAAAAAAUCAAAAUUUAAAUUUACAUCAGUUAAGGGUCAUGUUUAUGGUUUGGAUUUCACUCAGACACAUAAUAAUUGGAAUAUUGAUCCAUUAACAUUAUUUACUGCUCCAACUAUGAGAUCAGAGACUGAUGGCAAAAUUUGCAAACAUCUUAAUAAUGAGUCAAAAAAUAUUGAUUAUCUUGUACUUUGGUUGGAUUGUGACAGAGAAGGUGAAAAUAUUUGUUUUGAGGUGAUUGAUAAUGUUAUACAUAAUAUGAAAUCAUCAAUUGAUGGUAAAACUAAAAAUCAAAGAAUAUUAAGAGCAAAGUUUUCAGCAAUUACUUAUGAAGAUAUUCAUAAAGCAAUGAAUAAUUUAGGUUAUCCAAAUAAAAAUGAAGCCUUAGCUGUGGAUGCUCGUCAAGAACUUGAUCUUAAAAUUGGAUGUGCUUUUACUAGAUUUCAAACAAAAUUCUUUAAUGAGAAAUAUGGAAAUCUUGAUUCUCGAGUUAUUUCAUAUGGUCCAUGUCAAACUCCUACUUUAUCAUUCUGUGUAUCAAGACAUGAUCAAAUACAACAUUUUAUACCAGAAAAAUAUUGGACUUUAUCAUUAACAAUUUCUAAAGACAAUGCCGAUAUAUCUUUAAAAUGGAAAAGAUCAAGGAUAUUUGAUAAAAAAAUUGCUAAUUUAUUUUUAAAAAUGAUAGAAGAAAACUCAAAAGAUAUAAAAGUAACUGCCAUUACAUCUGAAAUAAAAACAAAAUAUAGACCAGUUGCAUUAAAUACUGUUGAAUUAUUAAAAUUUGGUUCUUCAAAUCUUGGAAUUAGUCCACACGAAAUGAUGUCACAUGCAGAAAAACUAUAUAUGCAAGGGUAUAUUUCAUAUCCAAGAACAGAAACAACAAGUUAUCCACGAAAUUUUGAUUUAAUUUCUGUUUUGAAAACUCAAUUGUUAGAUAAUGGAGUAGACAGGCCAACAGGAGGAAAAGAUUAUUUUCUUGGAUCUAUAAGUAAAAAUAUCAAAUUGAAAGAAAAUACUAUUUUAAUAAAAAUUGCAAAUGAAUCUUUUGAAAUUACUGGAGCUAAAGUCAUAGAACCAGGUUUCUCCAAAAUAAUGCAUUGGCGUAAACUACCAAAUGAUGAAAAUUUGCCCGAUUUUCAUAAAGGAGAAAAUCUAAAUUUGGUAAAUUAUAAAUUAACAGAAGGACUAACAAGCCCACCAGAUUAUUUUACAGAAAGUGAAGUCAUUGGAUUGAUGGAAAAACAUGGAAUUGGUACAGAUGCAUCCAUACCAACUCAUAUUAAUAAUAUAUGCCAAAGAAAUUAUGCUACAGUUAAAGGAAAUGACCGUAAAAUUGAUCCUGAUUUAUCACUGCCUACAAUGAGAAGUGAUAUUGAAAAACAAUUAAAUUAUAUUGCAUCAGGAAAAGCUGAAUUUUCAAAAUUUUUAGAAUAUUUUCUAAAAUUAUUUGCUGAAAAAUUUAAAUAUUUUGGAGAGAAAAUUGAUUUAAUGGAUGAAUUAUUUGAAGCAAAUUUUUCUCCACUUGCCUCAGUUGGUAAAGUAAUGUCAAAAUGUGGUAAAUGUAGAAGACCUCAAAGAUUGCAUUGUUCAGUCUGUAAUGAAACUUAUUCAUUACCGCAAAAUGGGAAUAUCAAGUUAUUUAAAGAAUUGAAAUGCCCUCUUGAUGAGUUUGAACUUUUGACAUUCACAAAUUUAGAUGGAAAAACCACCAUCAUAUGUCCCUACUGUUACAGUAAUCCACCAUUUGAGAAUGUUAAAAAAGGUAUUCAAUGUUUACAUCCAACUUGUACUUACUCUUUAAUAACUAAUACAAUUUGUCAAUGUCAAAUGUCAACUGAUUUUAUUGAUUGUAAGGGUAAACUAAUAUUGGAUCAAACUUCAUCUACUAAUUCAUUUAAAUUAUAUUGUACUAUUUGUAAAUCAAUUGUGAAAUUUAAAGAUACUGUAAAAGGAGUUUCUGUAAAGAAAAAUGAAUCUUGCAAAAAAGAAGAUUGUGAAGUUAACGUUAUAAAAAUUCAAUUAAAAGAAAAUAGUCCUACUGUCGAAGGAUGUGUUUUAUGUGAUGAAGAAGUUAUUGCAUUACUGGAAAAUAGAUUCUCAAGAGGUGGCAGAUCUAGAGGAAAUAAAAGAUUUCAUAGAGGUGGUGGUAGAAAACGACGUGGAAAUAAUAGUAGAUAA